Molecule: messenger RNA, 3129 nt
Organism: Wasmannia auropunctata (little fire ant)
Lineage: Eukaryota; Metazoa; Arthropoda; Insecta; Hymenoptera; Formicidae
Gene: SoxN
Product: transcription factor Sox-3
Exons: 3
Coding region: 1153-2688 (511 amino acids)
Biological process (GO): regulation of DNA-templated transcription; anatomical structure morphogenesis; cell differentiation
Molecular function (GO): DNA-binding transcription factor activity, RNA polymerase II-specific; RNA polymerase II cis-regulatory region sequence-specific DNA binding
Source: RefSeq, a predicted model, not a curated record
CAAGGCGUGAUACAAAAUGCUCAGAUAGUUGAGUUCUCUCGUGGAGAGUAGAAGUUGUUUCGCUUCUUCUCUGUAUCGGAUUGUCGUUCUCGUCCAGCACGGUAGAAGCAGGACGAGCGGGAAAAGAGCAAUAGAAAAUAAAAAGCACGUUCGUCAUACGAACGUGCUUUUAGUCGUGUUACGGUUUGAACCCUUUGCACAGGGUCAUUGACGGAAAAGUGCAUACACGGGCAAAAAACCAAGAUUCUUGAAGGCAGGAACAGUGUUCGUGAACUUGGCUUGGCUGGUUUUUGCAUUGAUCUGUUCUUCUCACGUUUCUUGUGUCGCACGCGCCGUUUAGGGGGUGCCAUCGGCUCAUUUCAAAGGAGACCGCCGCUCCGGAGCACUCGCGUUUAGUUGGCGCGUCGUUGCCGCAUUGUCGUGACGCGAUUCGUCGAACGUACUGUGGCCCGUACUGCCCGUAGCCAGUCAGAGCUGGCUGGCGAAUGGCACGGAGUGGUGAGAGACUAGCAGUGAGGGGAAGAAAGUGACAGUGCCAGUCAGUUCUCGUUCGGACUCUGUGGCUCACGGAUCGCUCGAGGUUCUCUCCUGUGAUUUCAAAAAGUCAGAGGAGAAAAACGAAUGAACGUACGUUUUGCAAAACGAAGGACUAUACCGAUAGUAUGACGAUCGCGAGUGGUGUUCCCCAUCGAGACCGCGUCCGCAUGGGGUUUGUCUAGUGAACGAUACUCGUGAUUAAAUUCGGGCGCUGCGCAAAACGAAGAUCUAUCGUAACUGGUGAUACGAAAAUCAUCGUAGCACGGAAUGGUCGUUCAUUUCUGCCAUAACAUUCGGUCGAUACGCUCACGCGAUCGUGUGAUCAAUUGAUCACACGCCGGUGAUCAGGAAACGUGCGCGCGCACUUGACGAUCCGUUCUUACGGAGUAUCUUAAUAGUGAUUAUUACCAGUGACUUAAAGGAUUUGCGAUUGAUUUUCAUGUCAUCGCUUUGCGCGAGAAAGUGAAUUUAAAGAAGAGACCGAUGGUGAACGUGGUUUAAACGACGGGUUAUCCACUGGUGAUCAAUUGACAUUUUCGGCGGUCCCGUUGAUUUUCUUGACGUCAAACGGUACCAGAAAAGGGCAGCAAACUGUACGGGCACAGGCAGGAAGACAUGCACACGAUGGAGACGGACAUGAAAGGUGGCAGUCUGCAUGCUCAGAUGCCACCGCAUUCGCACCAGGGUGUAUCGUCGAUGGGUCAUCAUACGGGGAUGUCUUACGGACCUCUGGGCGCUAUAGCUCUAGGCUCUCACAGCUCUGCGCUAUCAGGAAGUCCACCUAGCGCGGGUAGCUUAGGUCUUGGUCUUCAACAUCACCACCAAAGUCCUCAAAGUCAUCAUUACGCGAUCGUCGCCGCAGCCGCUCAACAGCAACAACAGCAACAGAGCAUGCACGCAAUGGCAGCCCAACAAAGCGCCCAACAACAGCAACACCAUCCUCAUCAGCAGGCUCAGCAACAACAAACACAAUCACAGCAGCAUCAUCAGGCUAAUAAUCAUAGCAAUCCAAAUAAUCCCAAUAACCCCAACAAUUCUGCCAACGCUAAGAAUAAUAAUAUAGAUCGCGUAAAGAGGCCGAUGAAUGCCUUCAUGGUAUGGUCGCGUGGGCAACGACGCAAGAUGGCUCAAGAAAAUCCUAAAAUGCAUAACUCUGAGAUAUCAAAACGUCUUGGUGCUGAAUGGAAACUGCUCAGCGAAUCAGAAAAGCGUCCGUUCAUCGAUGAGGCGAAGCGGCUGCGCGCCGUGCAUAUGAAGGAGCAUCCUGAUUACAAAUAUCGGCCGCGCCGUAAGACAAAGACCCUAAUAAAGAAAGACAAGUACCAGCUCGGCGGAGCUGUUGCUGGCAGUAUGCUCGGCGUCGAUCAGCGGCAAGUCGGCACCAGCGGCGGACCACAGCAACCGCAGUUGCCGCGCGACGUAUAUCAGAUGCCCAACGGCUACAUGCCCAACGGUUACAUGAUGCACGAUCCGAGCGCGUAUCAGCAACACGUCGCGUACAGUAGUCACAUGGGUGGUGCGGCGACCGCCGCUUCGGCCGUGGCUUAUGGCCCCAGGUAUGAUUCCAUGGGCCAUCAUAUGGGUGGCGGCAGUCCCAGUUCUCUCAACAGCUACAUGAACGGCUACAGUGGAUACGGCGGUACCACCGUACCCGGCGGCUCACCAUCACCUUAUCAUCAGGCUCAACCGGGUUCUCAGAUGUCGAGUCACAGUCCUAGUGGAAGCAGCAUAAAGUCCGAGCCGACGAGUCCGGCGAGCGGCGGUGGCAUACAUACGCCGACGCCGACGGGUGGUCCGACGACGACGGGCGCGGCUGGUCCUGCCGGCCAGGCCGUCAAGCGAGAAUACAUGGGCCAGCAGCAAACGAGCCAACAAACAUCAGGCGAUCUCAGGCAGAUGAUCUCAAUGUACCUGCCACAGGGCGUCGAGCAGGGAGUCGUGCAACACGGCGGCGGCGUCUACUCACCGGGUCCAUCACCUGACUCUUUGACGCAGCACCAUCCGACCAUGCAGCCGAUUGCACACAUGUCAGAUAGCGAUCGUAAAAUGUUGAACCCGGAAACCGGCUGCUACUCCGAAUCCGUACGGGCAUGGUAUCAGUGGCUGGAGAAAACACAUUACGUGACGCUGGGAUAUGAUUCGAGAACGUGAAGAAUAUUCUUGAAUGAAAAUUCAAACGCUGCAUUUUAUAUAUUGUUGGAGAUUAUGAGACUUCCAUGUGCUUAUAUGAGGCACAUAAUAAUUGUUAUUAUUAUAGCUAUACGUAUAAGAUCGCGCGCAAUUAUCGUUACUCAGCAUCGUCAAUUAUCAUUAUCGCACCUGCAGUAAGUGCAGGCAUUUGAAUAAUUCAUGCCGCUCGCUCAAAAGCAUUUAAGCGCGCUGUUCUCUUUUUGGUGUAGAUCGGUAUGCAUAAAUAAGAGAAAGUUUCUAGAAAUACGGGAAUUCAAAUAACUCUAUGCCCCUCGUCAUAAAUCACAUUUACGUCAUAUAUAUAAACGCUAAUUGCAUAAUUCUAUUCAAAUUUACUGAUUUGCGAAUAACAUCCUUAACAAAAUAAAAUAUAUACUUUUAUAAAACAAAUGAAAAAGUAUA